Molecule: messenger RNA, 1290 nt
Organism: Symbiodinium sp. CCMP2592
Lineage: Eukaryota; Dinophyceae; Suessiales; Symbiodiniaceae
Source: the annotation of a GenBank genome assembly
AUGUCCUGGGUAAUACCCCAGGAAGCGUGGUUGUUGCAAGAAGUGCUGUGUUUUGUUUGCUCGUUUCUGUCUCUUGCUCUCUCAUUGCCUGCCUCCACUUUCUUCUGCACUGCCGCAGCCAUUUGGGCAAGGGUUGCUGUGCCUCCUACAUCCGGAGCCAGCCGCAGAAUGGCACAGACGCGUAUCUUCAAUGUGCUCGCUGUCCUACAGCUUGCAAGAGCGGGCUGCCCUGGUGGCCCCAGCGACGUCUGUGAUGGAGGUGCCAGCGACAAUGUCGCAAUGCUUCAGGGCCAUCGACAUCACGGCGUUGCGUCUCAUAGGCGUCUCCUUGCCAUGGAGGUCAACACCACCCGACAACGUGGCCGCCCACGUGUCUCUAAAGGCGCUUUCUCAGAAGUCGCAACAGGAGCAGAGUUCCAGAUCAACGAGGACGGGGUCUGGAACACUUACUUCCUGCCUGGUGCGAACAUUAUUGACAAGCGCACGGUGGAGUAUGGCAUCAAUGACAAGUACUACCUCAUGAAGUACGACACCACGGACACUUGCAAAGCCGGAAACUUCGAGAUGCUCAAGCUGCCAGGGAAGACUAUCACAGCAACCGUUUUUUUGAACGGGGCUGGUUGUGGCUGCAACGUGAAUUUCUUCUUGGUGGCAAUGCCGGCAUCGUCGCUGGGCGAAUACGGUGACUGCUACUGCGAUGCCAACUGCGUGGGUGGCAACUGCUGCAACGAGCUUCGGCGGCUUCGGCUUCUGAAAGAGAAGCCUCCAGCACUGCAGUUUCCUACGAUCCAGGAAUUUGACCUGAACGAGAUGAACACCCAUGCGGUGCAGGCCUGUGUGGGUGUUCCGACCAAUGAAUGCGUCUGCUCGGUCACAAAUCAUCUCUGCGGAGAUCCGCCCACGCACGAGACCUGCGACGGCAACGGAAGUCCGGUCAUGAAUUUCUCACCGAAUUUGUUUGGUCCGGGAAAUGGAAACACCAUCGACACGGAGCACCCCUUCAACUAUUCAGUCCAGUUUCAAGAGGUGAUCUAUUCGGAGCACAACCCAGACAAUCACCUUGUAGUCGCAGCGACGAUUCGUCAGGGGGACAAAGUGGUCACCAACACCAUGGCCAAUGCAGCCCUUACCGGUAUGUGGUCACAGCUCGCAAGCGGAAUGGUUUUGGUCUUCGACUACUGGCAAAGCUCUGACAUGACGUGGCUGGAUGGCGCCUCUUGUCAGGCACCAGAAUCUUGCUCCGGGAACAAGGCCCAAGUCUCCAACAUGCACAUCAGCACAAACGCCUGA